AUGACGCUCAUGAAAUUUGCAUUCCGAUAUUUGUUUUAUUUUCUUUAUCAACGAGUUUUUCAAUGCUGUCAUUGUGGUGGAUGGACAAUUCGACAAAUAAUCAAGCAUUUUACAUCUUCUUGCGUUCUUGAAGAACCAAAGGGCUGUGAAGUGUGGAGAACAGAGUUUUUAAAUAGACCAAAUCAAACUGCUACACAGAAGGCUCAAACUGACCACUGGUUUGCGUGGCAGAGAUUGAAUGGGGUUACACGAAAUCUCAUCAAACUUGCAACAGAAAUUCCUCAACAAUUUGGACCAUUUGUAAAAGCAAUAGAGAAUGACCAUCCAUAUCUUGGUGGAAAGUCGCUUAUGUCCCACAUACAGGAUAAGACAUUGUUUGUUGUAGAUCUGGCUGAUGUAUCAUUUAAUGAACCAACGCUUUUGGCUCCCAUUGCCUUGUUUGUGAUAUACAACAACCUGCUGAUGCCCGUAGCAAUUCGAAUUGACCCACGGAAACCGGAUAAUAAGGAGGUAUUUAAGCCUCCUCAAUUAGAUUCAGAUUCCAUGGACAAUCUACGCAAUUGGGUCAAAGGCAGAAUGUGGUUCAAUAUGUUGGAUGCCCAAUAUCAUGAGUCGGUCACUCAUUUAGGCUUCACUCAUUUAUUGAUGGACGGAGUAAGCGUGUGUAUGCAUAGAAAUCUCUCCGAGAGGCACCCUAUAUACAAAUUAAUGCUUCCCCAUUUCCGCUAUAUGCACUUCAUAAACGAUCUUGCUACGAAAGAACUGAUCCAGCCUGGUGGAUAUGUGGACAGAGAUAUGUACUUCGGACAAAGGAAUAUGAUGAAACUGAUAGCGAAACAUAAUGAAAGAUGGUCAUUUGACGAACAUGGGUCCAUUGAAAAAAACUUCCGCGUAAGAGGUGUUAUGGAUAUACCUGGGUACUUUUUCAGAGACGAUGCCCUGCAGCUACUGGAUGCCAUACAAAAAUUUGUUCAUGAAUAUGUUGCGCACUACUACCAAGAAGAUCAAGAAGUUAUAAACGACCAAGAGAUCCAGGCCUUCAGAGCAGAACUUGUGGCACCUAGGUCUCUGACGGAUGUUGGAGGAUGUGGCAUGCUGGGUGUUCCAGAGUUUGACAGUAUAGCAAAUGUUGUGAACGUGUUGACAAAAAUCAUCUACAUCUGUAGUGUUGAGCAUUCUGCAACAAACUUUCCACAAUAUGAACAAUACGCCUUCCCGCCAAAUAUGCCUGCUAUUUUGAGUGGCCAACCGGAGUUAGAAAAUGGUGUACAUGAACUUGACGAAGCAAUGCCUACAGGGCAACAGAUUUUCUCAACAAUCAAAAUUAUGAUGGUUUUAACCACAAUUACGACUAACAGCCUUGGGAACUAUGAGACUAAGUACCUGAGUGCAAUGGACCCUGCUGGUAGACGUAUUGUGCAAAAUUUUCAACACAAUCUCAUUACAGUCAGAGAUAUAAUAAACCAGAGAAACAACUCCAUCGAGAAUUCGGUACACCAAAUUAAUGAGUACCCUUACGAGUGGCUGCUUCCAGCUAAUGUACGGAACUCAAUAAGUAUUUGAAUGGGUCCUUUAAUUUGCACAUGUAUAUAACUAUACACAUUUUUAUCACUACUUGAUAUGAAAUUACACGUUUAUUAUCUAUGUAAAUGGGAUUAAUCAAUCUUAUUUUUCGUGAUAUGGAAUCGGACUCUACAUUCUAUACAGGUUAUCAAAAUGUACAUGGUGUUGAAGGUCAGAACAGAGUUGACUACAAGUUGUAUAUUUCAUUAAUGAUAUAAUAUUGGUUUUGAAAUAAUUUUAAAUUUUUCAUUUAGAUAUUUGUACAGUGUAAUGAAAGCAGAUAUGCAAGUCUAUGAAUUUUUUCCGCAACACAUGUAAAAUAUUAUUUUGUUUAAUAAGAUUUUUUAAUUUUACACACAAAAUCUGUAAAUCAUUUCAAAUGAUCAUUAACUGGACGUCAUACGUCAUUGCCCUCACUUUGUAUUCGAAAUGCAAUUAAUGAAUACAAAAUAGUUUAUCAAUAUGUUAACUCCCAGUGAAAUUUGAGGUAAUUUUGAAAAUUUUAUUUAUAAAGUUAUU
Saccostrea cuccullata (small rock oyster) is the source of this 2082-nucleotide messenger RNA. Its product is annotated as polyunsaturated fatty acid lipoxygenase ALOX15B-like. Lineage: Eukaryota; Metazoa; Mollusca; Bivalvia; Ostreida; Ostreidae. The record is from RefSeq and is a predicted model, not a curated record. The coding region runs from base 1 to 1563 and encodes 520 amino acids. Gene Ontology annotation, biological process: lipid oxidation. Gene Ontology annotation, molecular function: oxidoreductase activity, acting on single donors with incorporation of molecular oxygen, incorporation of two atoms of oxygen; metal ion binding. The transcript has 15 exons.